Messenger RNA from Lasiodiplodia theobromae, 1485 nucleotides. RefSeq names its product Vacuolar protein sorting-associated protein 74 protein. Gene Ontology annotation, molecular function: phosphatidylinositol-4-phosphate binding. Gene Ontology annotation, cellular component: cytosol; Golgi cisterna; trans-Golgi network. The transcript is spliced from 8 exons. The record is from RefSeq and is a predicted model, not a curated record. NCBI's taxonomy places the organism in Eukaryota, Fungi, Ascomycota, Dothideomycetes, Botryosphaeriales, Botryosphaeriaceae. The coding region runs from base 1 to 1485 and encodes 494 amino acids. Gene Ontology annotation, biological process: Golgi to plasma membrane protein transport; retrograde vesicle-mediated transport, Golgi to endoplasmic reticulum; Golgi vesicle budding.
AUGUUCAGGACCGCCAUCCUCCGCUCCGCCCGCGGCGCUGCCCGCUCUGCCGCCCGCUGGCAAGCCCCAAUUGCCCGCCCGGCCGUCCCUGCCCUCCGCGUUCAGUCCAGACAGCAGCUCCCCGCCGUGUGCUUCCAGGCCGUGCGUUGCUACUCUGCCGGCGGCGCUCUCAACCAGGAGGAGAUCCAGGGCCGGAUACUGGACCUGCUGAAGAACUUUGACAAGGUCCAGGAUGCGUCCAAGCUGUCGCCUACUUCGCACUUCUCCAACGACCUCGGUCUGGACAGCCUGGACACCGUUGAGGUGGUUAUGGCCAUUGAGGAGGAGUUCAGCAUCGAGAUACCCGACAAGGAUGCCGACCAGAUUCACAGCGUUGACAAGGCAGUGGAGUACAUCCUCAGCCAGCCCGAUGUCGCACUGCGUAUGGCCACCUCAGCUUCAGGCUUGACGCGCCGCCGGGGCGCAGGCGCGGGCGCGGGCGCAAACGGCGACAACGACAACGACGGCAGCCGCGUGAGCUCGCCGGUGCCGCGCCGCAACGAUGACGGCCCCGGAACCUCCUACGAAAGCUCGGAGAAUGGCCACAAGAUCGCCUUCGACCCGCGAGACAUCAGCGAGAGCGCCGAGCGGAGCAAGCAGCCCAAGCUCACGCUCAUGGAGGAGGUGCUGCUCAUGGGGUUGAAGGACAAGCAGGGCUACCUCUCUUUCUGGAACGACAACAUCUCCUACGCCCUCCGCGGAUGCAUCGUCAUAGAGCUGGCCUUCAGGGGCCGCAUAAGCAUGCAAAAGGAUUCGUCGCGGCGGCGCUUCCCCCUCGCGGAUCGCGUCAUCGAGGUCAUAGACGACACGCUCACCGGCGAGGUGCUUCUGGACGAAGCCUUGAAGAUGAUGAAGUCGAGCGAGCCGAUGAGCGUGGCCUCCUGGAUUGACCUCAUGAGCGGCGAAACAUGGAACCUCAUGAAGAUUGGUUACCAGCUCAAGCAGGUCCGCGAGCGCCUGGCCAAGGGCCUCGUCGACAAGGGCAUCCUCCGCACCGAGAAACGCAACUUCCUCCUCUUCGACAUGGCCACCCAUCCCGUCGCCGACGGCGGCGCAAAGGACGAGAUCCGGCGCCGCGUCCGCAACCUCCUCACCAACAGAACCGUCGUCCUCCCUCCGAGCCAGUUCCUGCCCGAAGAGAUGGACUUUAGGUACCUGCGCACCAUUUCCAUGGUCUGCGCGGCUUACGCGGCCAACGUCCUGGAGAACGCAUUGUCGACGCUGGGCCACGAGGCACGAGAACGGGCCUUUGCCCAGGUCGACGAGUUGCUGGCCGAGUAUUCCCAGUGGCCGUUCGCCCGACGCGCCGGGGGUUCGGGAGGCAUAGGAGCCAACCUGGGGCAGGUGAUCUCAGAGGAGGUGAACAACAACAAGGAUAAGGAAUUGCAGCUCGAGGUGGUCGCUGCUUGCUUGAGCGUCUUCACAAGGCUGGAUUCUUUGCUAUAA